Ylistrum balloti is the source of this 1059-nucleotide messenger RNA. RefSeq names its product galactose-3-O-sulfotransferase 2-like. Gene Ontology annotation, biological process: glycolipid biosynthetic process. The transcript is spliced from 3 exons. Gene Ontology annotation, molecular function: galactosylceramide sulfotransferase activity. NCBI's taxonomy places the organism in Eukaryota, Metazoa, Mollusca, Bivalvia, Pectinida, Pectinidae. Gene Ontology annotation, cellular component: membrane. Bases 1 to 1059 code for a protein of 352 amino acids. The record is from RefSeq and is a predicted model, not a curated record.
AUGGAUGUGAAAAGGUCAUUGUUGCUGAAAUGCUGUGUGUUGAUGACAUUGUUCAGUAUAGCACGUUACCUCAAUUUCAAUGGAUACACCGGAGAAAUGAUCAGGACUUCGUUACGAAGAAUUGCCUCCUCUAGACAGACCCAAUACAUCCAGACAGGUAAACCUGUCAAUCAUAUAGCAUUUAUUAAGGUGCCUAAGGCAGCAAGUACAACGGUUCAGAAUAUAUUUCUACGUUACGGAGAUGAAAAGAAUCUCACUUUUGCUCUACCAAGUGUGAAUGUAGCGGGCGGCCGUGCGUUAACAUCCCGCUACUUCUACCCACCACCAAAAAAUGGAACAUACGAUAUUACUUGUACACAUAUCACGUACAACAGGGCACAAUUCGAUAAAGUUCUACCAAAUGAUACUGUAUAUAUAGCGGUAAUAAGGGAGCCAUUUAGUCAUUUCAGAUCUUACGUAAGAUUUUCUAGAAUGCAAAAGAUUCUAAAUUUACCUGGAGAUAAUCCAGUUUUGAAAUAUACUGGACAAAAUAAGAAACCAAAUCAAACUCGGGUGAAGGAAUAUUUACAAAAAAUAGGCAAAGAAAUAGAUAUUGUUCUAGUGUUGGAAUUCUUGGAUGAAUCUAUUGUGUUGAUGCGACGAAUCUUACACUGGGAUAUGAGGCAUGUUUUGUACGCUCAACUUCGCAUUAACAUGCAGAAAGACCCUCGAUUAAAGUUUGGAUCAGAUGCUGCCGAACUCCAUAAAUCUUGUGCCUUCUUUGAUUAUAAAUUGUAUGGGUUUUUCCUUAACAAACUAAAAGAAAAUCUGAGAAGGCAACCGUCGGAUUUUCAUGACGAAGUAGUUUACUUCAGAAAAAUUCGAACAAAAUACGCCAACUUCUGUUUGUCUGUCAUAUCGGCCGAGCUACUAAACACUAGCGUUAUGUUUGAGGGCAGUGCAUGGAAUAAGCCAUUUGUUAUCACACCGAAAGACUGUAAAAGACAGUAUAUUCACGAUGUUGUGUUUUUAGAUAUGCUUAAAAAAAAGCAACUUAAACAGAAUUGGAGGAAGUCGUGA